This is a messenger RNA of Saccharomycodes ludwigii, 1143 nucleotides long. RefSeq lists its product as uncharacterized. The transcript has a single exon. Bases 1 to 1143 code for a protein of 380 amino acids. Lineage: Eukaryota; Fungi; Ascomycota; Saccharomycetes; Saccharomycodales; Saccharomycodaceae. The record is from RefSeq and is a predicted model, not a curated record.
AUGUCUAAUAUACCAACAGUAUUCGCAGAUAAAGACGGGUUUUGUAAUAUUGGUAAUGGUACUGCUGCUAACCACAACAAUAUUCUGUUAUGCUAUCAGGAUCCUAUGUUUUAUCAACCAGUUUUUCAUACUGAACCAUAUAUUAAAGUAGAUGUAAAAUAUAAAAAAAAAUUAAUUAAGCCAACCCACCAAGAAAUUAAUAAUUUUAAUUUUGAAGAUGAAUAUAGCGAUCAAGAUUACUACAGAGAUAAUGCUUCCUUUUUAAGAGAUAAUACUGAAGAUAAUCAAGGGCAACACUGGGAUGCGUAUGCUUGUUUGUUAAAUAAUUUAAAAGAGAGGCCAUGUGAUCAGGAAAAAUAUUACAGUGGUCAUUACAAUCACGAAUCAAAAAAGAUUGAAAAAUAUGAAGGGAAAGUACCUAACUAUAUAAAGAAAGAAGAUAAUCAUCACUUUUAUCAAGAUAUUUUAUAUAAUGUUUGCGGAGAAGAUUUAGCCUUUGAUUUGCCUAAAUUAUGUUUAACACACUUAUCUCGCCAAUUAAAAUUAUUCCAAGUUUUUUUUAAAAAAGUUUGUCGUUUACCAUUAGAGCCACUUGAAAGAAAAUAUGGUAAAAUUAGCGAUGCUGAUAUUAGAAUCAUCUUUAAUACAAUAUUAGAUUUAUAUAUUUGGUCCUUCAUUAAUUUUAAUGAAUUUUUCUUACAAAGAGUAAAAAAUAUAGAUGGACAUGUUAUAUUGGAUGAUAAAUUAAAGGCAAAUGUUUUACUCAUUGUUUAUGUUGGUACGUUUAUUGUGUUUUAUUACAUUACUAAUGCACAGAAAAAUAAAGCUAAUAAUGGAACCAUUAGAUUUUGGUUGGACCUAUUAGUAUCUAUAGAUUCCAUUCCGUACAUCAUCAAACAAUCGAUAUCUUUAAGCAAGUUUAUUAAUGAUAUUAGUUGUUUCUUUAUGUUACUAAAACUUACUCGACAUUAUUUGCAUAGUACUGUGGUAGAUUCCUUGGUGCUGGAUAAUAUUGGAUUACUUGUCUUGAUAACAGCGUGCUUAAUCCUGGCGUAUAACGUUGGUUUUGGUUCAUUAUUGAAUGUAAGAAAAGUUUUCAUAAAUAGGCAUAAAGGUGUCAUUGACAACACUUUUGGGAAGUAA